AUCGAGUGUGUCUGUGUUGGUUUCGACUGUUUUACUCAAUUUUAUUGAUAAUUUGAAGUGUUUGAUGGCCUAUUAUAACGUAAGAACAACUAAAGAGACAGGAUCUUGAACUAAAAGCGGGAGAUAUCUGGCAGCGGAGGCUAUGGCACUUUGCACCUUUGGCCUCCAUGGUUGUCUCCUUUGUCGUCUCAAGUGUAUUGUGUUGUUCAAGAGCAAACCUUAAGGCGAAAAGCAAACUGUUUUUAUUUAGAAGAAUAGCUUGGCAGAGAGGAUUAGCUAUGCGACCACUGCGCGUACUGAAUGUUGCUGAGAAAAAUGAUGCAGCGAAGGAGCUGUCCAGAAUCAUGUCUAGAGGACAGAGCUCGCGGGUAGGUAUGGGUAGGUAAAACAGGGUCCUGGGUGGGGGGUGGGUGGGGAGUUAUUACUUCUGUGGGUGUGUGUCGCGUGACAGGUUCAUAAUUUUGGGGACUUUUGAUCUAUACUCUUUUUUUCUAUAAGAAUAUAUUUUAUGAGAAUAUCGAGGCUGAAAUUUACAAAAUUUAAAGAAUAAACCCCAGAUGAAGAUUUUGUGUGUUUGAAAAUUGUAAAUACAAUACAGCUAUGUGUUUUCAACUUAUUCCAUUCUCUAAAUGGCAAAACUUGCCAACAAAAUGAAAAAAACUGCACUAUCAGUAAUAGUGAUACCCCAAUAUAUUCUAAAAUGGAAAUGACAUAAGCUAUAAUUUAACGAUAAUACAAGAAUAUUUUAGUCUAAAAUUGGCAGAAAAAUAAGAAUAUUCAGCCUGGGCUGGAAAAACAAUAUUCUUAUACAACAAAAGAGUGUAGAUCAGAGAAGCUUUCUAGAAUGGGAUAUGAUAUUCCCAGGGUUCUCAAUAGAUUUUUAAGUAGGAGGUGAUCACUGAUAAAGUAGGAGGCUCUUCAGCAAAGCCAGAGGUGUCAAAACAAAGCAAAGAAAAGCGACUUAAACACAAAGUAAGCGGCUAUAAAUCCCAAAGUAAGCGGCAAUCAAUCGCCGGGUGCCGCCUUCUAUUGAGAACCCUGUAUUCCAAAUGUACAUUGCCAUGGAGGCUUCAAUUUAUCAGCAGCCAUUUGAAAUUAAUAAUUAUUGUAUUCACAAGGAAAUUGCGUGAUAAAAUGAGUGGAAUUUCAAGAACUUGUUAUCCCAGUUUUUGGUAUCAAAUUUGAACACCCAGGUAGCACAUACCCACCCUAAACAUACCUGAGUACCCCCACCCCCUAGGGAUAGAGUAGGAUGGAAGAAGGGUUACAGGAACCAUCUCUUACAUAAGACACCAGAAAUACAUGUACUGAGAAGUUUAUAAUAAUGCCAUUAACUUAUCCACCAUACAAUUAAGCAGUAUCUUAUUUUCCGGCCAACUGGGCUGAGUAAAGUUAAACUUGGGCAGGUAUAAGGUCACUGCAAAUAGGCACAGCUUAUAGAAUUUCAGAUUGUUUUAGAAGUGCCAUCCAUUGCAUAACCUGUACUAAUGCAAGAUGAUUAGAUAAGUGUUUCUUACUUUGGCUGAAAACCUUCUGCGAUUACCAGCAAAACUGGUUUUAACCAGUUUUUAAAAGAAGUCAAAUUUAGUAAUAUGUUAGCUAUACAUGUAUGUUCAAGGGUGCAAUUUUGUUAUAACCUUUACUAACCUAAAAUUUGGUUUUGAUUACUGAGUUGAUGAAAUCACUGUGCCGCAGUGAGAAGAUUGAAAAGUUGCUGUUUCGAGUUUGCUGUUUUUUACAGCUUGUGUGCCCGUGCUGUAGUUUACAAAUUAACUGCAUGAAACUGUGUUGAAUAAUUGAUGCUAUUGUUUUUGAUAGGCUUUGAUUUCUUUGCAGAGAGAAGGGUUCUCAAAGUUUAACAAGAUUUAUGAGUUUGACUACAACAUUUUAGGAAGUGUGAGUAUUUAAAAUGCAUCUCUUUUCUCAGUUAAUCACCUUUUAGAAACCUUUACACUCUAUAUAUUAAUAAUUUUUUUAUUCUCAAUCAUUACACAUAUACUUGUAUGUAUUGUUCACUAUAAGCAUAAAAAUUUCAUGUUUCCUGUGAUUUUACUAAUCACAGAAUUCCACAAUGGUGAUGACUUCUUUGUCUGGACAUAUGAUGACGUUGGACUUUACAGCCAGUCACCAAAAAUGGUAAGGCCAAAGACUGAGACAAGGCUGUAACUCAUUGUUUGCAAUUAUGCAGCAUAGGUUACAUAGUUAUACAUUGUAGAAUGGCAGGGUAUCUUUUGGGGGAAAUAUUGUGGUCUCCAUUCAGUGAAGUGGUUUGCUCAUUACUUUCCUGCAGUACUUAGCUGUUUAGUUCUAUAUUGAACCUUAAAUAAAUGAGCUGAGAGAUGGUCUUAUAAGCAGUAGACCAAUGGUCCUCCCAAUCCAAGUCUCUCAUCACUGAAAUUAACUACAACCCUGGUCAAAACUCUUGGGACACUAAUGCAAUAGGUCAUCAAGUUGAGGCAUCUUCCCUCCCCCCCCCCCCAAUGCAGUGUUGACAUUAUGCAUCCAAGUUGAAUUCAACACAAUCACAAUCAACACUACUUGGGUGAGAGGGGGACAGCAGAAAUAGCCCCUUAAAACAACAUCCCCAAGCUUUUUAAAGAGGUAUAAUAUGAGUUAACUUAGCAAAGUGUGUAUUUGUGCCUAAUUUCCUCAAGUGUCCCAAGACGUUUUGACCAGGGUUGUACAGGCUACUGUAAAUUUUAAUCACAACUAUUUCAAGUAAAUCUGGUUAUUUUUCAGUUUUCAACUGUUGUUAAUUCCUACAGGCAUAGUUGUUCCCCAGUAGCACUGUUCAGUGCACCUGUUAAAAAGUUUGUUGGAGAAAACUUUCUUCCAAUUAAAGUAAGAGCUUAAAAUAAUAAUCCUAUGUGUGUUAAAAUUCAGCAGUUACAGGGUUGUGCUCAAGCAGAGCUCUAGCUCUACAGUUUCAGUACCCUAGAUUUUACAGGCUGCGAGUACUAGGUCCCCUUCAAUUUCCUUAUUGCACACCUUUGAUUUAGUGUAGCAUGAUUUACCUGCUAAACUCUAGACUAUACAUGUUGCUUAUUUGAAUAAGUUGCAUUGCUAAUUUAUUAAUGUGAAGAUGUGUCUAUCAUGUUAGAAAUUGCAAACAAGACGCGUACUUCAAAAUAAUGUGCCAUUUGUGAUCUGUAUCUGCCUUGGUCCUCCUCUCAAAAGAUAGUGUUAUUUCAGUGUUAAUUAUGCUUCAUUAAAAUUCAGCUGUGUUUACACCUUUAAUAAUGUCUUUUGAAUUAGAAAUAAGGCAAUAAUAUUGUGUCAUAUUAUAUAAAAAUAUUAAGCGUCAAUUCCAAAUUGUUUUACAGAGGACUUUGGAAAGAGAAGUGCGUGGCUGUGGAGUCUUAAUUAUCUGGACUGAUUGUGAUAGAGAAGGAGAAAACAUAGGAUUUGAAGUCAUUGAUGUGUGCAAAAAUAGUAUGUUAUUUAUGACAUUAUUGUUUCUCCCUUAUUUUAACAUGCUUGCAAAAACUAUUACUAUACUUGACAGAAUUUAAUAGUCUGAAAGGGUGCUUAAAUUUAAACAUACUGGAAACUUAUUAAAAUUUGUUAAUGAAAAAUAAAAGGUAUUGAACUUGAUGUUGAUAAUUAAACUAAUGCGUCUGUUUUCCUUUUUUUUUAAGUCCGUCCAAACAUAAGGAUUUAUCGUGCAAAGUUUUCUGAAAUCACCCAUCAGUAAGUAGUAAAAACAGUAUUGUUAUUUAAAAGCUGUGAAAAUGAUUUCAAAACAUUUACUUUUUUUUACUAAAGGCAGCUCAAAGUUGCAAUAGAAAACUACUGGCGUGCUAACCGUGUACAGGUAAAACUUUACUAUUUUCGGAGAAAGCAUGGUAGAGUGGUUAGAAUGCUAGACUUGCAAUCCAGAAGUCCCGAGCAGUGACCUCUUGUUGGAUAGGUUUCUUGGUAGCCGCAAGUUCAAAUCCUUGACUAUGCUUGUAAAUAGGCAACUAUUUUGACUCAAGCAAGUUAGGAUUCUUAGCCCUGUUGUGUACAUAUAAAUUACGAACAUUUUUAUUUGUUUCAGUCAUUGAUUUGCUCAGUGUGACUUGCUGUUGUGCUAUAACUGAUGUAGAGGGUAACUAAAGCAAAUUCAUGUUUCAUCUGUUAUUUUCAGAUCAGUUACAAGAGCUGUACAAAAUUUAGUUGAGCCUGAUGUGUUGCAGGCACAAGCAGUGGAUGUUAGAAUGGAGCUUGAUCUUAGAAUAGGUAUGUUACAGGUCAACAUUAAAUUCGAGGGUAAAAAUUUUUAACCUAGAUUGAUUCUCAAUUUCCUUUGUCUCCUAGCCCUGAUUAUUGGUGAAAUUAUUAGGGCUAGGCAACAAAGGAAAUUGAGAAUCAACGGCCUGCAUGUAACAGUGUAACAGUGUAACAGGUAUAUCCUGGUUUUCCUUGUACUUUCAUCCAUGGCUUUCAAUAAUUCACAUAAUAUUCAAUUCAUGAUCACAGUUCAACCUCUAUAAUGGCCAUUUCUUUCUCACAGGAUCCAUCCUGUGUAAUAAGGCUCCCCCGAUAGUUAAAGUACAUUUCUUGACUUAAUUGUCUACCAUCAAGAAAGAUCUUGAAUUCCUCGCCAGGCCUCUUACUAAUUUUCAUGCACAUCCUGGCAAUUAUCAUAUGACCUGUACAGCCUGUGUGCACUUUCCUAUAAGGCCGUAUGAGGGCCAUACGCGUCAAGUGAUAGUGCCAGAAAAACACUGAGCCAAGCUAGUAGAAAAGUCAACGUGAAUAGAGGCAAAGGGUGCCAUGAAUAUGUUUUAGCUCUGUCAGAAAAAUUCAAAAUCACAAUAGCAAUAUGAUAAAAUGCUUAUUGGCUGAGUGUUGGGCGAGACGGGAAAACAUUUUGGCUCUCAGUCAGGCUUCAUGGACCUCAAGCCAAAUAUUUUCCUGCCCAGCCCUCCCACCUAGUCAAUAUGCUCAUAUUACUUUAAUUCUUUUCUUGUUGGGUAGGUGCUGCAUUUACUCGGUUUCAAACCUUAAGGCUGCAGAAAGUUUUUCCUGAUGUUUUGAGCGAAAACCUUAUAAGUUAUGGUAAGUAUUUUUAAUGAUAACAAAACUUUAUUGUUACAAUUUUGUAGAAAAUAGGGCAGCCUUUUUUUUUCAUUUUUAACGAGAUACUAUGUUUACACUGUAUAUUGAUUUGUAGAGUGGUACAAACUACCCUUAUCUGACAGACAUUUAUUGAUCUCUUGUUUUAGGCAGCUGCCAAUUUCCUACUUUAGGUUUUGUUGUUGAAAGAGUAAGUGAUUAGUAUGCUUGUUUUGUUAUAAACUUGUUCAGGUUCAUUUCAACAUUAAAUAGUCUUGUAUAUCCUAGUACAUUAAAAUGAAUCAUAAGUGAAAAUGAUUGCCGACUAGUUCAGGUCUGUCACCAUUAGGGCUGGCUAAUUAAACCAUGUUGUGUGUUUUUUUCCCUAAGUAUAAACAGGUACAGCAGUUUGUACCAGAGACAUUCUACAAGAUUAAAGGUGGGUAGGCUAGAGUGGUCCUUUGAAUCCCGCAUAGUGUGGUGCAAAUAAAUUAUUUAUUUUUCAGCCAAUUCAUUUUUUGAUCAUUACUAGCAUUGCUGACAAGAGAAGGAAUUUGUUUGUGCAAUUUUCUUGAAAUUCAUCAAAUUGUUAAUAGUCUAAUAAUUAUGUUUGAGUGGACAAGAUAGUAAUAAAAUGAGUUUUCUUUUAGUUACUCAUCAAGUAGAAGACACAAAAGUGGAUUUUACCUGGAGAAGGUAGUUUUUUUUUUCUUGUCAAAGUUACACGUAACAUUACUUCAAACUACUGAAGGAGGCUCUGACUAUAUUAGCAUUUUGUAUUCCUAAAUUUUAACAUUGAUCUGAAUGGAUUGGAAUGCUCCUGCUGUUGUGAUUUGCAUUUCACUCUUGUGACAAUUCAUGAUCCUAGGGGAAGACUGUUCCACCGUUUACCGUGCCUUGUCCUCUAUCAAAUUUGUUUGGAGGUGAGAUAUUACAUUGUACGAUCAUGCCUCAGUAGAACCCCAAAUAAAUAGGUAGAAGUAUUCUUUAACUUGUGUAAGGAGUGUCAAGUAGUAGUGUAUAACUCAGUAUGUUCAACGCUUGAAAAAAAAAUUGAAUUCACGCUUUUCCUGUGGGCAGUUCAGCUCCCACAUUUUGCUUCCCAUGGUAACUUCUUGCUUGUCGAUCAAUCAAUCAACUUUACUGGUAUAUCCAAUUAAAAUGGGUUUUCACAUACAUCUGUUAAUUUUCCUUUCAAUUUGGCAAAAUCUAAUAUCGAACAAUAGAAAUUUCUAAGUAAAAUGGUAAAAACUGAUUUUGAUAGACAUAAAAUGAUUUUGUUAAUCCCGAGGAAUGAAAAAGCGCAAAAAGUUCAAAGGAAAGAGAAUCCAUUUUUGGGCUCAAAGCUUUUUUUAACCCAUUGGGCAAAGCAAGAAAGUCUUUAAAGUUAUGAAAAUUGACUACUGGACAAACGACUUUUGUUAGCUAGCCCUUUAUGUUUCUUAUGCCAUUCUUUUAUGCAAAGAUGCAAGACGUUUGGGUUUUAAAGAGUGGGGUUUUUUUUUUUCAUAUUCUUGUCACCAUGACAUGUUCACUCUGUUUUAACGAUUCUCAAACCUUUGUUAUUGACUUGACAUCGUGGCGUCAAUGUUGUCAACAAUUAGUAAUAGUCUAUUUCACUCCUCUUUAUUCAAUUUUAAGUGAAGAGCUUUCAUUUGAUACUGGCGUUAAGCAUGUAACCCUUUCUCAGGGAUUUCACUAAGAUUUCAAGUUGCUGGGUAAAUACAACAAGUAGGCAGGGAAUAAGACAGCUAUAGAUUUCUUUCAGUGCUAUGUUUCUUCUAUUUUCUUAUGAAAGUAGCGAGGGGCCACAUUCAUAGUAGCCGGAGGAAAUCCCCAGCCCACACCUCUUAAUGACAGCGCUGCUUUCUUCAUGUGAGAAUAGCCAUCACAUGUCUAGAAUAUUUAUCUUUUAUUAAAGAGUUUUACCCCCACUUCUGGAUGUUGUCUAAUAAUAGACGUUUACUAGGCCUCAAGUUUGCCAUGUCAUGUCAGUGUCAAUCUUGAUUUUUUGAUCUUUUUUUGUCUUGUUUCUUAUUCAAUAAGGAUCCUACAGCAAAAGUUCUGAGUACUUCAUCUCAUCCCAAGAGCAAGUGGAGGCCAUUACCAUUGGACACAGUGGUAGGUGCAUUGAGAUCCCUCUUGAAGUUAUAAGAAGAUGCAUGUUGCAUUUUAAUAAAACAUUCUUUAUGUUAAAGGAACUUGAAAAACUGGCAUCACGUAAGCUUAAAAUCAAUGCUAAGGAGACAAUGAAAAUAGCAGAAAAACUCUACAAUCAGGGGUAAGUACAUUGCUCAUUUCACUGCCUAAAUGAUUGUUAAUUUGUUGGUAGCGUUGAUAGUGUUGUUUUUAAAACAUUUACUAUAUAAAAGCCAAAAAAAUGAAGCAGAUCUAUAUGCAUAUUGUUUCAGGUUCAUCAGUUAUCCACGCACAGAAACAAACAUGUUUCCCAAGUCUUUAGAUCUGAGGCCUCUUAUUCAAAAUCAAACUGUUGAUGCUAACUGGGGAGGUAAGUUCAAGAUUGUUUAAUACAGAGUACCUUAUUGUAGGAAAUUAAUGCCAUUUUAAAAAAAUCACGCUAAUUUAACACAUCUCAAUUUACGUUGACGUUAAUUUAAAUCACACUAUUUCACAUCAUUGUUGUUUUAACAGCACCUUUAGCUUAUUUCAAUAACAAAACCUUGUGUGCCCAUAACGCCUCUAUCAACGCCUCGGAGUCACUAUCUGACAGUUCUUCUUUAAGAAUUGAGUUCAAAAUGUCUUUCGACUAGUCUUCAUAUUGAUCCGUUUCCUCAAGGGGAUAACUGACUUCUUCAGUCUUUCUUCUUAAAAUGUCCAUUUACGUUUAUUUCCGUUUUUUUCUUUAGAUAUGUAUGUUGAGAAGUUUGCAAAUUUCGUGUUAAUUUGAUGUAUGUAAACCUAACUUUUGGAAAAUUCCUGUUAAUUUUGUGUAACAUGAAUUUUCUUCGCAUUGUUAACGUGCAUCGUUAAUUUCCUAUAAUAAGCUAAUGAACCGUAUUCAAGAUUGAUGUGAAAAGGGUGUAAAAAGUUUCAGUCUUUUUCUAACUCCUCCAAUGAAACUGUCUAUACCUCAUUGGUGUGCUUUUUCUAGCUAAUCUAAUAGUUGUUGUUCCAAGACUCUUUUUAAAGAAAGUGACUUUUGAAGGAAGGCUAGUAAGAAAUCUAGAGUGCUCUUUGUUAAAACUGCUUCCUUAAUGUAAUUGUUAUCAUUGUCCUGUUACUUUUGUAGAAUUUGCUGCUGGGGUGCUAGAGAGAGGCCCCAAUCCUCGCCGUGGAAACAAAACAGACAAUGCCCACCCUCCAAUCCACCCCACAAAGUACACAGAUGGCUUACAGGUAGCUACAGUAUCAUAUUUCUUUUUUAUUGUGAUUUUUUAAAGAAAAUCUUGUACCAAAGAGAACAUAAUAACAGUCUGUGAGUUAGGAAAAUCCUGAGUCAACAAUAGUGUUUCUUGAACUUCCUUGUGGAUAGAGAGUAAAAGAAUAAUCAGUACUGUUAAUGUGUACAAAUUGGUAAAAUUUUGAUCUGAAUAAUUCAUGUACGGAUCUAUAUUUUUUAUUAAUGAAUAAAUAUUCAAACACUGUUUCAUCAGUUUAUAAUUUAAUAGAAGUCCAAGGCAAAGAAAGGUAAAGUGAUUUCAAUCAACACUGAAGCUGGUUGUUUGUCACAAGUGGUGUAAAGCAAUGCAUUUUGUACGUAAGUUUUUCAAAAAAGUAACUUACCAAACUGAAACUUAACAUGACUUUAUUUUUCAGGGCAAUGAAAAAAGGCUGUAUGAAUUCAUAGUAAGACAUUUUUUAGCCUGCUGUUCUGAGGUGAGCAGUCUUGGUUUCCUUACUGUGCCAAAAUGAUGACAUAUGUUUUUGUUUUGAUCUUCCUGCUGCUGUUCCCAGCUUCUCUAUGAGAUUAUGAUAGCAUCAUGUUUUUAUUUAUAGGAUGCAAAAGGGCAGGAGACUAAUGUAGAAAUAGAGAUUGCUGGAGAAAAGGUACACAACCCGCAUGUAACUUACAGCUCUGAUAGAACUGGAAUGUGUUAUUAUUCACAAAAACUUUAUUCUUAUAAACUCUUAUGAGUUUGGCACCAGAUCAAGGAGCCUUGAAUUAUUUGAAAAUUUCUUUACAAGAAUGGGGUAUGUGCCUUCUUUGGUUAUUUGUUUUUAAAGCAAUUUCCAAAUUUGGAUAACAAACACAGCAUUACAAAGUUUCAACAGGCUACAAGAAAGUGUGCUGGGCACCUUACAUAUGCUGGAAUCACUCCUGGAUUUAUUAAGAUCAUAAUCUACAACCAAUUAAUUUAAGGGAAUUGUUUAGAAGGCUUGCUGUUCAAGCUUAAAAUUAAAAAAAAAUAAUGUUUUUAAUAAAGUAUGAUCAUCUUCUAGUUUACAGCUAAAGGAUUGAUGAUUACUGCCAGGAACUAUCUUGAUGUGUAUCCAUAUGACAACUGGAAUGCAAAGGUAACAUAUCUCAUGGAGCUAAUAUUUACAGCGCUGUCACUAAGAUUUCAAGUUGCCGGGUAAAUACAACAAGUAGGCGGGGAAUCAAACAGCUAGGGAUUUCUUUUAAUAUUAUUUUUCUUCCAUUUUCCUGUGAAAGUAGCUCGGGCGGCAUUCUUAGCAACUGGGGAAAUCCCCAGCCCCCUCCUCUUAAUGACAGUCCUGGUUUACCAAAAAAAUUAUUACUCUGUGGGGCUCAGAACCUUCUCUUGCAUCCAACCAAAAGUGUAAAAUGUAAUAAGGGUAAUGUAUUGUUAACAAAGAUUUUUUCAACCGAAGGUUUUUACUUUACAGUUAUGAUUAUUUUACAACAUAGUCCACACACCUUGUUUUAAACCUUUUGAAGUUCCUACAGGGCUCAAAAAUCAUUUGAAUCCCAGCACAUCCUUUAGGCCAGGACCUUUUACAUUAAUUUUUUCUUGCCUGUUCCAACUACUUGCUUGUCUUAGUUAAUGAUUUAGUUAGAGGAUGACCUGCCUCUACCCUUGCCUAUUGGGCUAGUAAGCUUUAAAGGUUCCUUGCCUAGCAAGAAAAUCUUCUCAUCCCUGGCUGGUAGAUGGGACCUUUUUUUAGCCCUGUACCUUGCUUGGUUCUUUUCUUUGUUAUUUUAAUUUUGUUCAAUUUUUUUAAAAAUAACAAGAAUGCUGUUACAGCGGCAUUCAGUCUUGCCUGCUUGGAGAUUAGAUUGAGAAACGAGGAGGCGAUUAAUUCUAUAAGAAACGUGAUUUACUUGCUAAAGGUUUUUUUACUUCCUGCUUUAUCGACGUUGAUACUUUUUAUUUGUUUCUUAAUUGAUUUAGUACGCGUGUUAGCGACGACCAGAAAUACCUUUGCGAUCGCAAACCAAACCAACCAUACCCUAUUUCAGACCAAAAUGGCUAAAAACCCAUACCCUUUGGCACCCCACAUACCUUUAUAGGGUAUAUAAGGGACUAUCCCCUGGGGCGGAAAAUGCGUUGCAGAUUAUGAGUCUCACUGCUUAUGUAAGCGAGACUAAAAAUAUAUAUAUGUGUUUUUCCAUACAUGUGUUUGUCAUUUUGAAGUGUUUAUAUGGCAGUAUAUUAUGCAUAAAUAGUUUAUGCCUUAUUUCUUUUGCUUGUCUUGCUUUAGACAAUCCCAGUGUAUAAUCAAGGUGAAGAAUUUCAACCAAGCUCCAUUGAGGUUGGUAAACAAAGUGCCAGUUUCUCUCGUUAGUUGUAUCAGAUUGGUUAGUGUACCAGGUCCAAUGUAGUAGCAGGUGUGUAUGGUGUUGUUCAAGUCAUAUCAUUGGCUUCACUUUUUUUUCCUUUUUUGUAAAGAGGGAGGGGCUGGUUACAUAUGAUAAUGAGUUAAAACAGGAAAAUAGAAUUUAAACCAAGGAAAAAACUGACCGUUAACAUGUAUAAUAAUGUGGACACAAUAUUGUAACAGUAAUAAUAAUAAUAAUAAUAAUAAUAAUAGUAAUAAUAAUAAUUAUUAUUAUUAUUAUUUUUAUUCAUAUUUUUAUGAUUAUUAUUACUGUUGACAAUAUUGUGUCCUAGUGAUGUUUACUGAUGGUCAUUUUUCUAAACAGCAUGUUGUAAUCACCAGAGAUUGUUAUCUAAAUUUCUGUCAAUGAUAAUAUAAUGUGUGGCAAAACUAGUAUUGUCACAGAUAGAAACUAAUACAAUGUACUUCAGCCACUAUGUCUUUGGAAGAAAGAAGGCUUCAAAGUGUUUUUUAGAGUGUCUGCUAUUGUUAAAUGUUUGAUGUUCAAAUAAAGCUAUCAUGUCUUGUCAGAUGCUUGAUGGGGAAACCAAGCCACCUCCACUGUUGACUGAAGCUGACUUGAUUGGCUUGAUGGAAAAGCAUGGGAUAGGUAGGAAGAAAACAACGAAAUUGAAGUCACUGUUUAAAGUAAUCUGCCAGGUGACGUACAGUAAAAACCCUCAACUAAAAACCUAGUUUUUAAGAACUUGUUGGGCUAAAAUUUGUCAGUCAGGCCCCCUUUAGACAUGAAACUCUUUAGGUUCUUGUUUUCCAAAAUCUAUAACAAAAAUUCUUUACACUUGGGCAAAAGGACUUCAAAAUUCAUGUGGUCAGUGCUUCAUUCCUUCUUCUCGUAGUUAUUUUUACAUAAAUUCCCAGUUGGUAUGAAGAUUGUUUAUAAGAAAUAAUCUGAAUACCACUAAAUGCUCAUAGCCACCAUGCUUUUGUUUCUUCAGAAGAUAAGAACCUAUUUAAGUAGCAUAAAUUUGGACUAAUUCCCAUUAAUAUGUACGAACCUGUUAAGGCUAACUUGGGAAAAUACAGGUUCUAAGUCCUGAGUUUUUACAGUAUAUGAAAAGCCAAAUCAUAGUUUUUUUAACCUCAGGGACAGAUGCUACACAUGCAGAGCACAUUGAGACCAUAAAGAACAGGUGCUAUGUGGGAGUACAACAGGAUGGGACCUUUCUUCCAGGCCAGCUUGGAAUGGGACUUGUUGAAGGUAAGAUUUGAAUCCAAUGAAUUACAUUAUUUAACAGCAAUAAGCUUUAUUAGGAGUAAGAAUGAACUAGUGUCUUGGCUUAGCCUUAUUUCAUGAAGGGAACAUUUUUAAACGUUUGAUUCUCUGUAGCAAAGGAUAGCUAUGGAGAAAAUGAUCAUACAGGGAAUCCAAUUUUUGGCAAAUUCCUCAUGUUACCACUGUGCAAAUGAGUCUUCUUCAUUAUCAUUAGUUAUGAACGCGUGUUUGUUUAAAAAUGUCAACCAUACGUAGGAGGUACAUAUAAUCAGAAUUGGCCAUUUCCUCCCAGUCCUUUUAUUUCCUUAUUUCUUUUUCUCUUUUUUAAAGGUUAUGAUCUGAUGGGAUUUGAGCUUUCAAAACCAAGAUUAAGGGCUGAACUUGAAGCUGAUCUUAAAAGGCAAUGACAACUUCUAUUCACAUUUUUGAUUUGUUGUCAGCGGUUCAAGGUUAUAUGUUAGGACCACUAAGUAUAACUAGUGACUUGUGUGGCAUGUUUGUGUAAGAGCUACAAAUUGAGUGUUUUGAUAGACUGUUAAACAAAGACUGCGAGUAGUCCCCCAUUUUUCCUCAGUGAUAGUAGAGCGAGCGAAAAAAAAUCUCUCCCCGCCACGUGUCGCCUUUUCUCGCGUGGGGUGAUUUUCACGUACGCUCGCGUUUCGCUCGCUCUACGAUCGACUAUCCCUGAGGAAAAAUGGGGUACUACUCGUAGUCUAGUUAAACAAGCUCUGUUAGUAUCACUAGGGUCAGACCAGUGGACCAAUGUAAUGACCAAGUACUAGCAGCUCCCAUUCCUUGCAAAAAUACUCUUACAAGCUGGUGCUGGUCUUGGCUAAUUUUGUGUCAACUUACUGUUUUGGCAGAAUUUGUGAAGGAACACGAAACAAGGAUGGUAAGGCACCUUAGACUUUGUAAUGCAUUUAUUGAAUUUAACCUGCCAGUGAUUGUCACCUCUGUUUACCAUAUAUACGUACACUAGCAUCCUCCUUCAAUGGGCAAGGAUUCAGGCAAAUCAUUGCUUAACUACAUGUAAACGUGGCCCUGGUAGAGCAAAAUGGGAGGGCUGCUUGCCCAAAAAACAAGCUUUGAAGUCCUUUUUUUUUCACAUAAGCACCCUCUACCCUCCCCUAAGAAAAAAUUACCAAAUGUGCUGUAUGGAGGUAGAAUAGAGGCAUUAUUCGCUGAUUUGAGCAUUUACUGUAUAGUACUCCACUCUCACCAUGUGGCCAGGGUUCAAAUCCCGGCAUCAACACCAUAUGAGGGUUGGGUUUGUUUUUGGUUCUCUUCCUUGCUCCAAGAGGAUUUUCUGGGGUUCUUUGUUUUUUCCUUCUCCUCAAAAACCAACACUUCCAAAUUCCUUUCGACCUGGAAUGCACGGGCACAUUGAAACGAGUUAAGUGCUUCGUGGGUAAACAAAUUACAAGUUACAAUUACAGGAUAAAGUAAGAGUACUUUAAAGUUGUGAGGUUUCGAGUGAAUGACCAUCCUUCAGGAUUUCAUCUUUACACUAAUACAGAUUAUGUUUCAGUUGCUCAUUACUGUAUGUUAUGAAUCCCUCUGAAAGAAGUAAAGAAGAGAAUACCAUGCCAUGCUGAAAAAGGCGUAUACUUAUUCUUUCUUUAUUUAGAUGUUCUUGUAGAGCAAAUAGCAAAGUACAAGGAACAGUUUGUUCAGGCUGUGCAGGAGGUUUGUUUAGAUUUCAUGUCUGUUAAACUGCCAACGGGAAAGUAUUUGGGGCGAUGGGUCAAUGUAGUUUAAUGAUCAUCAAAUGGCGCUUGUUCUUUCUCAGUUAUGUCCGAGUAAAUGACAAUUGACUCAGCUCUUCUUGCCAAGAGGAGUGGCCACGUGCUGUAGAGAAAGGGAAUAACUGAUAAACAAAGUUCCAGAAACAAUAUGUUGUUAUUUCCACCUAACAGUUGCAUUUAUCUUAUCUUAUCUUAUUCCUUCCUUACCAUAGGCAGUCAAAUUGGACGAGGCUCUCUCAAAUUAUUUUGGAGAUCCUAAAGAGUUUCUUGAUGAAGGUUUGUACAAAAACAUGUUGAGGUACAAUUUUUUUACUUGUGUAGAGUUUAGGUUUCAUGUAGAUUGAGCUUUUAUUAAAGGGCGGGUCGUAUCUAUUUGUACUGAAUUUAAAUAACAUUUGUAGUGUGGGGUUUGUCGAGUCUGUAAGCUACGUUUCUCUACAUCCUUUGAAUAGGCCCUUUGAAGCUAGUCAUUCACGUGUCACAUAACCGCCUUACUGGAGAGCAACAGACACACAGGGACAAGGGAAACUAAGAGCUCGCAUCAUUUAAAAUGACAGUGGCAGAUCCAAGGGAGGGCCCCCUUAUUUUUAUACCAAACUGAGGCCCGAAGGGCUAAGAAAAAUUUUUUGGAGAUCGCCCCCCCCCCCCCCCUCCCCGCCUUAUAUCAGGGUCUGGAUGACGGGACCCCCGCCCCCUUAUCUCACGGUCUGGACCCGGCGCUGAAUGAUAGUCGCCUUUAUAGUUUAUCUUGUUCCAGUGCAUCCCUCGCUCUCCAGUAUGGCGGUUUGGUACAAUGUGAAUGACUAUGACUGCAAAGAGCCUAUUAUAGCCUGACAUCACUACUUUGCCACUUUGUCUAACUUUUAAAUGUAUUUUCGUCAAAUUGCCGUUCUCAUAGCAUCUGUUUAAUUGCAGUUCUGGGUAUAGAGAAUGAGAGAGGGGCAGAACCUUUGCGUCUUUGUCCCAGAUGUAAGACAGAACAAAUGGUACUGAAGAAAACAAAGGAUGGCAGGUGAGAGGGUUUAUGAGAACAAUAAACCUCCAGAUGAAAGAAAGAUGACAUACAUACCUGAGUAUAAACUGGGAGUCUGCAGGGUAUAAGGGACCAAGCUUGGCUUUUACCAAACCAGCAAGAGUUAGGCUAACUACUAAUAAGCACUGCAGAAAUUUUUUCUCUUCUAUUAUGUUUGCCAGCCUUGUUAGUCUCGCUUGCGUAAGUAGCAAGACUCAUAAUAUGCAACGCGUUUUUCGUCGUAUUUAGGACACAAAGGGGGGUCAUUGUGCCAGGCGUUCCUAGCGGAGACCGUGGAAACUGGGAAUAAGAAUCGUUGCGUGACCGAAGCCACGCAUAAUUUGCGAAAAAAAAUAAGAAUCUUAAUUAGCAAAACUGCGAUAGUCGGUUGUUGUAAACUUUCAUUGUAUGCAAAUGGCCUUUGUGACGAGCAUGCGGUUUAUUUUCAGCGAUGAUUGAAAUGACGUGCCUUGUAAAUCACUUCUUUGAUCUCUGGCAAUGGUGUAAUUUCUUUGGAAUCGAGGCCCUUGAAUUUUUUAGUAUGUAUACACGCGUAUAGCCUGCGAUCGCAGAGGUAUUUCUGGUCGUCGCUAACCCGCGUACUAAAUCAGUUCAGAAACAAAUUAAAAGUAUCGACGACUAUAAAGUAGGAAGUAAAAAACCUUAGGCGAGUAACUCCUGUUUCGUGUAGAAUUAAUCGCGCCCUCAUUUCUCGAUCUAAUCUCCAAGUCUUUCGGGAUCCUUAAUCAUUCACAACAGAUAACCAAACAAUCAAAGAAUAUCUUAUAUAAUCAGUAAUAUUGCUGGGCUGUAAGACUUCAAGUUGCCGAGUAUAUGCAAUCAGUCGGUGGGGAACUAAUUAGCCAGGGAGUUCUUGUGGACUCAUCUUCCUUUUGUUUCCUACGAAGUUAGCCAGGGAUCAUACUCAUUCGUAGUAGCUGUAGGAACCCCAAUCGUUAGUGAUAGUCUUAAUAUUGGAUGAGCCUGAGUAUGAUAUGAAGAAUUGUGCUGUUCGAGGAGGGGGUGGAACACUCUCCGGGAUCAGCAUAAUUCUCCAUAUCAUACUCAGCCUCGUCGAAUAACUCUUAACGAUUAGAUAUAUGUUACGAUUGAGGCGAACAUUAUGGGAUAAGCAAUGAUAACAAUGGUAAAGCAAGACGCGUCUAUGACGCUAUCUGUAUCUUACUUGUCUCAUCCACAGUUUUAUGAUUGGAUGUGAAGGUUAUCCAAGGUGCCGUUCUAGUGCCUUUUUCCCCAAAUUUGUCUUGGAAGCUACAGUGCACGAAUCUUUGUGUCCAAAUUGUCAGCCAGGAGAUGUGCACAAAAUCAGCUUCAAAUUCAAGAGAGGCUCUGUCCCACCAAUGAUGCCGUUGGAGUAAGUUUUUUUUUUUUCAUUUAUUUAUUUCAAACAAAGUUAGUUAAACGUUUAAUCUUUUUAGAAACGUUAGAAAAGCUAAUGAACGUGAGAAGUUGUUGUUGUUGUUGUUGUUGUUGUUGUUGUUGUUGUUUUUCAUUACAGACGUUCGUGGUGUAUCGCCUAAGCCAUUGUUGAAGUUUAUGCCAUAUGAUUGAUAUUUUCACUGGCAUUCACUUGAAAAAAAUUUUCUUUUUAGGUACGUGGGCUGUGUUGGUGGAUGUGAUGAUACUCUCAGAGAAUUAUUGGACUUGAAAGAUUUGACAAGACUGCCUUCGGAUUCAGGUAGGAACUACUAACUACACACAUAUUAUUUGUUCACUUGAACAAAUGUACCAUUUUACCAGCAAAGAGAGCAAAUGUCCCUUGCACCCGUAGGAUUUUUUUUGUCAGGAAUUGUGGCCCUGAAAUUGCUGAAAACGCCGUGAACAAUCCCCUUUCCUUCACCCUUGAUCAUGGUAAGCAGUGGAUGUGACUGAACGAGAGACUACUGAAUUUGUAUCAUUUUAGAGGCCGAUGCUGGAAUCUGAAAUUUUCAUAUUUGCUAUCCUGUUAAACCCCUAUAACUUUUUUUCUCUUCUAAAACUACUUUUCCUCUAUUUUUAUUUUUUUCAGGAGGCGCAAAUUUUUCUGGAAGAGGAGGACGAAAUCCUCAAUCCGGCAGCAGAGGAAAGAAACAACCUAUAGGGCGUGGUCAAAGUACAAUUAACAAUCCCAGAGGAGGUGGUAAUCAACUAUCUACAAGGCCUGCUCAGCGGAGAACUGCACAAACGGUUCAGACGAAUGGGAACGAAGGACAUAAUAUUACCACUUCUGGUCCGGCUUGGCAACAAUCUAAUGGGAACAGUUCAUCAUUUCUAACAGGUAUAAAAACUGAAAGGUUAAUAAUCAACAGAAAAGCUAUAACUAGGGUAAUAUAUAAUUAUUAUUUAUCUAAGGGUCAGUUUAUGCCGUCUAUCGGCAACCAAUUUGUCUGAUCUUUUAAACCUUGUUAGUUCUAUAUAGUUUAAUAUAACAUUACAAAAUGUUUUAAUUCUAGAAUGUUUUAUUUUGCAAACAUGGUGUUAUGAGGUCACCUAAACGUUCCAAACAUAAUAUCGUUAGUUUUUACACCUAAUUACUAAUUGCCUUUGCUUUACAGGUUCAGGUUUUAAUCAAUUUCCUUCGGAAGGCUAUUUUGGUGGGUACGUUCUGUGUUAGUGUUUAAUGUGCCAUCAUAAUACCAUUGAGCUAAUUUGAAAGGGACUCAUUUUUUCAUUCUCGAGAAUUCGUGUUAUGCACUAUUUAUUUCAUCUGAUUUUGUCCUUUUGACAGACAAGACAAUGAGAACUGUGUGGUUUGCACUUGUGGACAGUCAGCAGUAAAGUUGACUGUGAGAAAAGAUGGGCCCAAUAAAGGUGAGUUAGAACACGGUAGUUACACAAGACCUGUGGGACAUAAAAUGACUGGACAAGUCUAACAUGACACCUAAACUGAUACCAUCAUUACACUUUAACGAGUCUCAGUUGCUAUCAAUAGUAGCAAAACUGGAACCGUCAGAUAUGGAAAUGUCAAACCAGUUCGAUAAUAGCCAGUUGUAGAGUCGUAUGGCGUAAGAUGCUAUCUGAGGAUGGUGUAAUCUAUAAUCGAACUGGUUUUAAAGGAGGCCACGUAAUGGUCGAUACCUGCUCUUACUCACCUUUAUUGCGAUUUGAGGAUGGUUUACCAUUUCACUUUUCACUAUUUCACUUUGUAGGUCGACCAUUCCUGUGGCCUGCUUUAAAACCAGUUCGAGUAUAGUCAGUUGAAGUUCAGUUUAAGUUUUCAGGUCGUAUGGCGGAAGAUGCACCUCAGCUGAAGAUGGUAUACUUUUUCACUUUGUAGGUCGACCAUUUUACAAGUGUUCCAAUAGAGACGGUGGUUGUGAUUUUUUCCUAUGGGCUGAUGAUUCAGGGAGUUCCUCAUCAUUCAGUCCCGCAGCACCUCCGGUGCCAUCCAAUAGCAUCAGCAGGAAUAACGUUGGUGGGUAACAGAAGAGUUGGUCACUGGUAGUGCAACCACGUUAACCUGGGCCACUCAGACAACAUCGAAUUAUAGGAAAGUAACAGUAACUUUUGAGAAAGUAGUUUUUAAGCCAAUCAGCAGCUCACAGGGAACAACAACCUAAUGGAAGCACAAAUAUAUCAAAAGCGAAAUUAUCCAAUAAAAAACUUUAACAUUCGGCAAAGUUUUAUUGUUUGUAAUUUUAAAGAGAACGCUCGUGGGACAUAUUUGUCUGUUAGAAUGCUGUGAUUUCGUCAUUAACAAUCAACUUCAUGCGAUUUAUAGGCAGAAAACUUAACCAAAGUGUAGGUUUCUCACUUUACCGUCAGGCUCUUUCACGGACCUCCCAGAAAACUGAUUUGCUUUACUGGGAUUAACGGUCACGUCUGUAGGUUGUAAUUGGUAUAUUUUGAUCCUUUUUCUUUGUUUUGUUGCAAUUAUUUAAUUAUUAACAACCAACUUUCCCGGAAUACGUUUUUCUCUCUGUUGUCCGAGUGUUUCAGUUAUGUCUAGGUGGCCUUGGUAUAGACAGAUUUGUUAUUGAGACUGAAUUUUAUUUUUUUUGUAGGGCAUUAAUUUCCCUAGAAAGAGUUUUGAGAUUUUUGUUAUUUUUGUUUACAAGGAAUUCGUAGUUCUGUUUUCAUUAUCAUUUAGCAAUGGAUGUGGUCAUAAUAAUUGCCGUUGCUUUUCAGGUCCACGUGUUAAUCACUUUCUGACUUCUGUAGGCCCCUUUGGUGGGUACGUUCUGUAUUUUUGUUACAUUAAAGUUGUUGUCGAUAGAGUAAAUUUUCAGGUGACAGUCAAAGGUAAACUAUUCAGCCUCUUAAUGAGUUGUUACUGGUUAUGUCUAACAGGUCAGACGAAGAAAACUGUGUGGUUUGUACUUGUGGACAACCUGCUUUAAAACUGACAGUAAAGAAAGAUGGACCUAACAAAGGUAAGAUUAAUGAAGCCUACCUUACCCCUGUGCAAUUGUAAAUUGUACGGAGUAGCUACAAAAUGCCUGCAUGACAUACCAAGUGAUAAGACUAGUCAUCUUGAAAGUCGGGGUACAUUCUCCAACCCCCCUGCCUUUUGCCCUCGUUAGGUAAGAGUGUGGGGCUAAAAAGCAGCUGUUGAAGCCGUGAUAUUUUGGACUGGUCCGCUGCCAUCGACCAAUAGGUCUAGACAGAGAAAUUAACAAGGUGUUGUGGUACUUAUUUCGCUACUUACUUUAAAAUUCUAGGUCGAGAAUUUUUCAAGUGUUCCAACAGAGACGGUGGAUGCGAUUUCUUCCUGUGGGCUGACGAUGAUUCAGGGAGCUCUUCAUCAUUUAGUCAUGCAGCACCUCUGACCCCCUCCAAUAACAUUAACAGGAAUGGCGCAGGUUGUUAUUAGAAUAUAGAAUAAGCAAGUACAGAAGUGCAAUUUCAUGGCAGAGUUUGUGAAACAGAAAUACAUAUUUUUCAAAGUAUGCCAUGGCGGAAGAUUCCAGUUGCCAUGUACAUGUAGAAGUUGCCAUGACCCACGAUAUACUAAUUACCUGUCAUCUAUUCUGUCAUCGUUCAGAAGUCGUGGAACAAAAUACCUGAGCUGAUACGGUAUCAUUAAAGAACAUGUAACGAAACUACAAUGGUUAUGCUAAGAAUAUUGUUCUUUUACCCUAGGAUUCUAUUCGGGGCAAAACUCGACUGUCGACAACAGGUACGUUUUAUUCUUGGAACAGUUUACUUCACAUUUCUAGUUGUUUUAAAACUUCGUAUUUUUGUCUUAGGGUGGAUUUCCACUGUCGCGUAAUUUUUACAUGCGUGUACGCGCACGUUAAAAUGCGUGAAGUUGAGCGAGAUUCACCUUUUACUUUUACGCGCGAUCUUGUACGCAUUGCCUCUCUUGUAUUUGCGAACGUAAAUAUAACGCACGUACCAACGUAAAAAUUAUGCGAUAGUAGAAAUCCACCCUUACGGACGAUACUGGGUUGUUUUCCAACGGUAACGAAUAGGUUGAUUUCCACUGACGCGUUUUUGGCUACGCACGUUAACGCGCGUAAAUUUUAAUCACGUAAAUAAAAUAGAGGAAAGAUAUAAAGUGUUGAGAUUAAACGUUAAGUUGAACGAGGUUCUACCGUUACGCUUAUGUGCGAUCUUUCAUACAUUGCUUCUAUUUUAUUUGCGAACGUAAAUUUUACACACAUAAAAAUUACGCGACAUUUGACAUCAACCCUCAGUCUUAUUUGUACGAUUCUUUAAAUGUUGUAGUAGUUAACUGUAAAUUGAGCGACUUAUCCGAGUGUCUAGUUCAUUUUAGCAACUCCUUCUUUGUAGACCACAUCCGCUAAAAAUUCUUAAUAUUAACAGGAUGGUAAUGCCAUUAGGUUUCUUACCCUCUCCGUCAUUAAUGGCUGAUGUUUGCAAUUCUUUAAUAUUUAAUAAUGCUUAAUUUUGCAUUUGUAGCGGAGCAAGUCCCUGUUGUCACUGCGGGCAGCCUGCUGUGAGGUAAGCAUAGAAUGACCUACAGUGUGGUUUAAAGAGCUGAUGACACGAAAUUAUUUUAAACUGAUUUUGGUCCUUAGUUUAAGUAACAAUUGCGAACUUUAAAAAUAUGCCCCCCCCAAAAACUUUUCUUGAAUUUUGCUGUCCAAAAACUGCUUUUUCCCCUUCAGAAAUGUCACAAAGGCUUGGAAAGAGUAAAGGAUCAAAGAAAGGCUAAUGACGUCUAGUGGCGUUAGUUACUCUUCCGAUUCUGGUCACUGCUUUGUGUUUUGUGGAAUUAAACGUUCAACUUGACUGUAAUUAAGGUAUAACGAAGGAAAUGAAGAUUCUGAAUCCUUUCGUAUUUGCGGCCAUCUCGCUAAAUUAUUCUACAUUCUUGCAAAUCACUCUACGUCAUACUUGUCAAUUUGGCCCCGCGAUUGGGCUGACGUUUUUAAAGGCAAAUUCGCGUGAUUUAAAGAGGAAAAAAUGGAUUUUGCAAAAUUAUUGACAGGUUUAAAUUUAGGGUACAUAUUUUACACAUAUUUUGUAGAAUGAAAAACUACAAAAAGAAAUUCAUAUACACUUAAAACGAAUUUUAUAGCUAUGAAACGCCGAGAAAACUGUACAAACCCAAGCUUGUGCAGUGUUGAUCUGUUUAAGUCUUGAGCCGUUUUUCAUGAGAAUAAAGCCUGAAGGCCCCUGAAUGUCAAACGGGUUGCUUAUGUUCACGUUGCGUACAAACGCUCUAGGUGUUCUUGAUUUCCAACCAAUUCUAGCUACUAACACUAUGACUUCACGCUGUUUAGUCGCACAGUUUCCAAAGAAGGACCAAACAAGGGCCGACCAUUUUACUGUUGUUCUAAGCCCAGAGGCCAGGGAUGCGAUUUCUUUGAAUGGGGAGACACUACCGGGCCAUCAACAGCCAACAGUUACAAAUAUAAAGGACCGUCUGGUGCAGCACGAAAUGGUGGAGCAACCAAGAAGCGAAAGUGCGGACUCUGUCAUCAGGAAGGUAGGACGGAGAUAAUAGGAACUUUAAGCAAAUCUCUAUGGCGACCUCUAUUACGGCGGUGGUGGAUGCGGAGUGCUGGAGAGAGUACGUCAUCGUAGCCCGCCAAAUUUCAACUUUAAGCAAGCAGUAUCCAAAUAGUGACUACGAAGUUUAUUGCUCAUUUGCUUUCGUUGACGACGGGACGACUUAAGGACUGGAAAACCAGAAGCGUCAAAUACUUUCUUGAUAAACUCAAAAACAAUCUAUGAUAGGUUUUAAAAUCAUUGAUUGUAAAUAAAUAGGAGAAAAGUCGAAUAUUAUACUCACGUAGUAACGACUAAGCCACAAUAUAGGUCUUCACGUUGUAGGAUUUUGCGCUACGACGAAAGGUCAAUUCCAAGCAUGCGCACUGCAUCAUUUUAGUAGAGGUCGCAGUAGUGAUUUGCUUAAAGUCCCCAAUGUAGUCUUAAUAUUUACGCAGAAGUUACUUAACGCCACACAUUUCUUUAUAUCGAGUUGCAAUGUUUGCUCCCCUCCCCCUCCCCCUUACUGGCGAUCCUAGAAUUCUGUGCGCAUAACAUAGGUUUCCAAUUACUGAAAAAAGUAUUCAUUGCCCUAUUUAAUGAAAUUACGCACUAACAAAAUCUUGAACCGCGCGAAAGGAAAUAGCAAUGAGAGGAUGAACAUAGUCUACUGCUUCUCAUGCUAGUAAUUUUCUUGAUUAUUUUAAUUUUAGGUCACACCAAACGGUCCUGCCCAAUGAACAGAUAACAAAGGUAUUCUGUCGCUACUCCGUAACCUCUGUACAUCUAUCGGUGUGUAUCGACAAAUAUUGUAUAAUACUUUCAAGACUCGUUGCGAUUACUUGUAAAUCAGUUUUCGAUGG
Molecule: messenger RNA, 22536 nt
Organism: Porites lobata
Lineage: Eukaryota; Metazoa; Cnidaria; Anthozoa; Scleractinia; Poritidae
Source: the annotation of a GenBank genome assembly